ACCCUGCUUCCUGCAGCUUUUGGCAGCGGGAUGGACCUGGUGGGACCCAAAACCGCUUCCCACGGGGAGGGAGAUGGCUCCGGCGCAGAAUUUCUGGGGUUCCCUGGCAGCGAUGGAGGAAGGCGAGGACGGCCCGGUGGGGGAGACGAGCCCCUCGGAGAGGGAGGGGGCCACCUCAGACCACGAGGGCUCUGCUGAGCGCGACACCUCCACCCCCCCUGGCAGUGAAGAGUCCAGAGACACCCCGGAGAGUCCAAAGGAGCCGGAGAAGCCGGAUCCCGGAGAAAAUCCACAGGAGCUGGACACCUGGAAUGGGCCAGAUGAGCUGGAUCUGGUGGUGCAGGAGGGGGAGAGACGGGUGCGAACUCGCAGGAGCCUCCCCGAGGGCUUCUCCUGGGGACCCUUCCAGGGCAGCAUCCACAGCGAGACGGCAUCUCCGGGGCACAGCGAGACGAGCCCACCCGUGACACUGGUGCUGGAGGACGAGAGCUGCUGGCUGUCCCGGCUGCCCCUCGUGCCCGGAGAGCCUGAUGCCAACACCGUGAUCUACAGGAAGGAGGAAGCCCUGUGGUGCCGGACGACGCGUGCCCUGCGGGAGGACGAGGCCGUGUGUGCCUUCGUGGUGGGGGAGCCGCCCACCGUCGCCAACCACCACGCGGUGAAAGCGGAGCCCAGCGACUCGACGUACCCGGCGGCGCUGCACUCGGACAUCCAGCUGCUGCCACAGCAAGCCGGCAUGGCCGCCAUCCUGGCCACCGCCGUGGUUAACAAGGAUGUCUUCCCGUGUAAGGAUUGUGGGAUCUGGUACCGGAGCGAGCGCAACCUACAAGCCCACCUCAUGUACUACUGUGCCAGCCGGCAGAGCGCCGGGUCGCCCGCCCUGGAGGAGAAACCCAAGGAGACCUACCCCAACGAGCGUGUCUGCCCCUUCCCCCAGUGCAAGAAGAGCUGCCCCAGCGCCAGCUCCCUGGAGAUCCACAUGAGGAGCCACAGCGGAGAGCGGCCGUUCGUCUGCCUGAUCUGCCUGUCUGCCUUCACCACGAAAGCCAACUGUGAACGUCACCUGAAGGUGCACACAGACACCCUGAAUGGCAUGUGCCACAGCUGCGGCUUCAUCUCCACCACGAGGGACAUCCUCUACAGCCACCUGGUCACCAACCACAUGAUCUGCCAGCCGGGCUCCAAGGGAGAGGUCUACUCACCAGGGCCAGCCCUGCCCACCGCCAAACCCCUCACCCCUGCAGGGCUGAGCCAGACGAACAACGCGUCCCUGCGGAAGUGCAGCCUGCCAGCGUUCCUGCCCGAGGGGCUGCCGGCACUGCCACAGCAGCACGUGGUGCUCCACGGCCCCCUGCCCGCCCCACCGCCCGGCCCCGACACCGCGCCCCCCCCGGCACAGCCCGCCUCACCCCCUGAGGCUAGAGCUGGCAAGCUCUCACCGCCAGCCCAGCCGCAGAAUGGGGAAGGUCCAUCAUCCUCUUCCUCCUCCUCCUCCUCCUCCUCCUCUGGCGAGGCCAUCCACAUCAAGGAGGAGCCCGCCGGCAGCCCGGUGAGCGAGGCAGAGGUGCCAAAAAGUGGCGGCCCCGGGGAAGGGGGUGGCAGCCCCGACGCCUGCUCGCGGACCUCGUCCCCCCGCAGCCUGCCCUCGGCCAAGGUCAAGUCGGAGCUCGCCAGCCCCACGCCGGGCUCCAGCCCCGUGCCCAGCGAGCCGGGGACAGGCACGGCCGGCGGCACUGUCUUCCUACCCCAGUACGUGUUCGGCCAUGAAGCCGCGGUGGUGCCGCAGGCAUCAGAGAUCCUGGCGAAGAUGUCGGAGCUGGUGCACAGCCGGCUGAAGCAGGGCCACGGCGGCACGGUGCCGCCCGCCAUCUACUCGGGCACGCCGGUGCCCAAGGGUGCCACCUGCUUCGAGUGCGAGAUCACCUUCAACAACAUCAACAACUACUACGUGCACAAGCGCCUCUACUGCUCCAGCAGGCACCUCGCCGAGGACAGCCCCCCUGGGCCACGCAAGCUCAAAGCCCCUCCCGGGGCACCCAAGGGUCCCCCCACCCCGGGGACGCUGAUGUCCACCCCAGCGGGUGACAAGCAGGGGAUGCCAGCGGGGGACGGUGAUGCCAGCCGAGAUGCCACACCGCCAGCUGCCCCACCAGAGGUGAAGGUAGAGGACGGGGGUGUCAAAGCGGGGUCCCCCGAGGUGGAGGCAGGGUCAGGGCGAUGCAGCGAGGACAGCCAGAGCCCCGGCAGCUCGGUGGGGGACGAGGGGGACGAGGACCCCAGCAAGACGCUGUGCGAGGCCUGCAACAUCCGCUUCAGCCGCCACGAGACCUACGUGGUGCACAAGCGUUUCUACUGCGCCUCCCGCCACGACCCCCUCCUCCGCCGCCCCAGCGCCCCCAACGUGUGCGAGGCCUGCAACAUCCGCUUCAGCCGCCACGAGACCUACGUGGUGCACAAGCGUUUCUACUGCGCCUCCCGCCACGACCCCCUCCUCCGCCGCCCCAGCGCCCCCAAAGUCCCCUUCCUGCCCCAGCCCCUCCGCACCCGCAAACGCCGCAAGCUCUAUGAGAUCCACGGGGCCGCUCACCGCCCCACCGAACCCCCACCGGCCCCCGACCCACCGCCGGCCCCUGACCUUCCGGGGGCCCCCCCCUCGCCCCGCUCCAGCCCGGAUGCCGACGGUCCCAUCGAUCUGAGCAAGAAGCCGCGGCGACAAGGAGAACCGGCACCGGCACCGCUGCUCCCCUUGGCCGACUACCACGAGUGCACCGCCUGCCGCAUCAGCUUCAACAGCCUCGACAGCUACCUGGCCCACAAGAAGUACCAGUGCCCGGCCACCCCGCUGCAGCCCCGCACCCUCGAGCACCUCCAGAAGAUGAAGGGGGCCAUGCCCGCCCCCCUCAAAGGCCGGCGCAGCCCCGGCAGCCCCGGCGAGAGGGACCCUGAAGGUGUGCGGUUGAGGGCGGCUCCAACGGGGAGCCCCGGCAUCCCCUACCCCGGUGCAUCUGGGGCGGACUCGCUGCAGCGUCACCCCAAGGGUGCCCUGCCACCCCCGGGGGUGAAGGGACCCCUCUCUGCCUGUCCCUACUGCCCCCUCAACGGGGCAGUCAAGGGCGACCUCCUUGAGCACUUCCGUAAUGCCCACGGGCUCUUCGUGGCCAAGCCGGUGGCGGCCGGGCAGGGGCUCCCCGACGCCCCGGUGCCCGGUACCGGCAGGACACCCGAACCCCCGCUGCCCGCACCAUCACCCCCCCGGCCGCCUGUCCCCCGCCUCCGCCGGGACAGCUUCAACGGCAAGGAGGGUCGCGCCUACACAGACAGGGGGGUGCAGACCCCCCCGGCCAAGGCUGUGCCCGGCCCUGUGCCCAACGGCAACCACAGGUACUGUCGCCUCUGCAACAUCAAGUUCAGCAGCCUCUCCACCUUCAUCGCCCACAAGAAGUAUUACUGCUCCUCCCACGCCGCCGAGCACGUCAAGUAAAGCUCCCCUCACUGCCCCCCCACCACUGCUUGCUGGGGGGGCUGGGAACCGAUUGCUGGCACCCCCCUCUUGCAGGGGUCAGGGUGAUGAAGGAACCCCCCCCACACCCCCUCCAGGAGGCUCCACCGGGGCAGCUUCAGCAUCCAGAGGUCCCUCCGGUGGCCCCAAACUUCACCCCAGGUUGGGGGUUCUGUGCAUCAUGGGCUGAGAACCCUGGGGGGGGGAGCACGGUGCUGGUGGGGGGCCGGCCCCCCCAGGUCCCCAGUGCAUGUGGUACCCCUACCUCUGCUGCAGCCAGAGCCAAUGCUGCAGGGAAACUGAGGCAGGGGGCAGGCUCAUAGCCCUGCCCUGGCCAGGGGGCUGCAGGGGGGGGGUCUGCCCCCAGGUAGACACUACAGGGCUGGGGAGGGGGCACAGCAUGGCUGGGCUUGGCCCUGGGCACCCCAGGAAGCGUGUUGGUGCCCCCCUGCCACGGAGCGGACCCUGCAGGGAGACAGCACUGAAGCCGAGGAUGAAGCAACCCUGGGAACCGUGUGUAUAAGUGUGUACAGAAAUAAAUAUGUCUAAUAAAGCCGGGCUGCCGCCUGCCUGCGGGUGGGGGACACUGUG
This is a messenger RNA of Calidris pugnax (ruff), 4090 nucleotides long. It is a transcript of the gene ZFPM1, whose product is annotated as zinc finger protein, FOG family member 1. Gene Ontology annotation, cellular component: nucleus. NCBI's taxonomy places the organism in Eukaryota, Metazoa, Chordata, Aves, Charadriiformes, Scolopacidae. The record is from RefSeq and is a predicted model, not a curated record. Gene Ontology annotation, molecular function: RNA polymerase II-specific DNA-binding transcription factor binding. Gene Ontology annotation, biological process: negative regulation of transcription by RNA polymerase II; positive regulation of transcription by RNA polymerase II; megakaryocyte differentiation.